CCACCUCAGUUCUAUUCGAACGGUCUUCGAGGUUGGUGUUGAGGUGUUUGCGCGUUACAAUUCGAACGUUUUGCUGUGGUCCAGCAAAAGGCGAACAUAUAACGUGUGUGCAACGUGUGGCGUAUUUGAAACGCGAGAUGUUGAAGAAAGUACGAGUUGAAGCCCGAUUGUGAAACAAGCAAGCAAGGAGGAGAACAUAAGCCGCGAUUACGACGACGUUUCGGGGGCAAGUGAUUUUGUGCGAUGAUGAGAAUCGAGUGUUCAAGAGCAUUAAUGUUGGAAAUAUGAUAAAGUGAUGCUGCUGAUAGCCAAAAAUUAGAAGAUUUGAAAUAAGUGUGUUCGUAGUGGAUUAAGUGAAUAUUUAUCCUAAUCGACCCCAAUCAACUGUGUCGAAACAAACGAAACUCAACAAUGAAGCUCAACAUGUCGACGUUCGGAGGCACCUUCCUGGCACCAGUUUCGAUGGCGAUGGUUUUCCUGGUGCUGGCCAUUUCGCUCGCAAGUGGGGCCCUGGUCCCCAGUAUGCAGUUGAACGCUGUCACCAACAGCGGAGGCCUCGGAGCGACCCGAGGAGCACAAGAAGAAGCAUCAAGUGGCGAUAAAAUGUCAUUAACCGACGCGGAAUCGCCUCGUCGGUUCCAUGCAAUCUUUCGUGCCUCUCCCGAGCCGCCAAAGCCCAAGUCGUCAUCGGCGACGGCAGCCACUGAAAAGAUGAUGAUGGGGGCCGGAGACCACGCGGCGGUUGAUAAUAGUACCAAAAAUGGAGGAGGCAACCACAAAAACCGUUCCGCUACCAAGCAGUGUCGCGAAGGUUGCUUGGGAAAGCGCUCCAUCAAGGACAUCCUGUGCACCCAGCAGCGAGAGUGCGCCAUGUGCUGGGACGUGUGCAACCGUAACCACCAGAUUCGGAAGGAGAACGAACUAACACACCGACUACUGAUCAGCCUGAGCCGUAUGAUCCGCAACGAAUCGGUUGUCACCGCUGACAUUGAGUGGACAACUCCGGAGGAGCUGCUGGAGCAUCAACCGCACCCGGUUGUUCCAUCGCCGCUAGCCGCUAGCGAGAAUGUUGAGCGACUGUCUAGGAUCGCGCGAGAUGGGGCCACCAACUCGAGCUCUUCGUCUGUUUCACGCAUCAUCCAAGCACUGAGCCAAGCCUCGUCGUUGCUCGGACCGGAAUCGAAGACGGUAACCAGCAGCGAGCAGCAAACCUUCCACCAGUGUCUCGUGUCGUGGGAGAUCUCCGGUGGUGGCCUCACCGGCAACCUACUGACCGAAACCGCCAAAGUCGAACUCUCCCUCUGGCCAAACACCAAAUACCAUGUUCACGUCACGUGCCGCAAUAAGGAAACGGACCAGCUGAUUCGAUCGCCCCCGCUGCUGAUCGACACCAGCGAGGCGUUGAUCGUGAGCCUACAGGGAACCACCACGACUACCACCUCCACCACGCGACCCCUGUCGAUCAACUCGGUGAUCGAGGAAAUCGACGUGAUCCAAGCUACAUCGUCCACGGACGGUGACAGCCCGGCACAGAACCAGCCGUACCACCACCGUCAGCACCUCUGGCCGAUGUACAGUGCCGAGCUGCCAGAGAACUCCAAGGAAAUCCUCAUUCUGGGCGUGUUCGUGGCGAUACUGGCCUUCGUGCUGAUCGUGCUCACCGUGGUGAUUCUGGUCCGGCGGAAGCAGGACCAGAUCGAGGACCGAGAGUUGCUCAUCGAGAGCGAGAUUCUGCCCAAGAUCUUGCACGUUUGAUAGGAUACUGCCUGCGACAGCGGCCAUCCUGAGGCGUCUUCUGUAAAUAGCUGUUUUAACUCUACUUAAACCCUUAAUUUAAUUGCUCUGUUUAUAUAUUUUUUUCUCGAAGGGAAGUCACCUUUUUCCCGUGUACAAUAUUGUGUUUAUUACCUUGAUUAGGCCUAUCACUUUGUUAGUUAUCGCGCUGUAUCGGCAAAAUAUUAACACGUGAAUCAAUGUAGUAGUAGUGAAGUUAAGGAAAGAGAGAGAGAGAGAAAGAGAAAGAGAGAACAAAAUCAAGAUACUAGUCCUUGUAUGAGUGGAACGCGAGUAUUGAGUGAUUUGAAGCGAAGUAAAACUGAUUGAAAGGAAUGAAACGGAAUGAAGAGAAACGAAGUGCGUCUAGUUAGGGCAAGAGAAAGAAAAGUUUUUAUCAAAGUUACUAGGGAAAUUUGCAGCGGUAAAUUCGAGUAAUACUGUAAAAUAGCGAAGCAAAACAAAAACCAAUCAUUCAUGUGUAAAUUGUGUAAAAAGACUGAAAAUAAUGUAAAAUAAAUAUUUCGAAGUAAUGAAUCUGAAGAAA
Messenger RNA from Toxorhynchites rutilus septentrionalis, 2320 nucleotides. RefSeq lists its product as uncharacterized. NCBI's taxonomy places the organism in Eukaryota, Metazoa, Arthropoda, Insecta, Diptera, Culicidae. The transcript has 4 exons. The coding region runs from base 412 to 1755 and encodes 447 amino acids. The record is from RefSeq and is a predicted model, not a curated record.